CCUCCACUCCACCCUACGCCUCCCCGCCCCGGGCAGCGCCUCCGCCUCUAGGCCGCGCCCCCGCGCGGGGCCUGCGCCGCGGUCCGGCAGGCGGCGGGUGCGCCAUGGGCAGCGGCAGCAGCCGGAGCGGCCGGGUCCUGAAGCGGCGGCGCAGCCCGGAGAGCCGCUCGGCCGGGCCCUGCACUACAGCCCCGGAAGGCGCGAUGGGGCCGCGAGUGUCGGCGACGGCAGUGGCGCCGACCCAGGCCCGGGGAGCAGCAGGGGCGGCGACCGAGGAGGUGCCUGCGGCGCCCCCCGACGGCAGGGACGAGACCCUGCGCCUGCUGGACCAGCUGCUGGCCGAGUCGGCGGCCUGGGACCAGGGAAAGCCGGCCCAGUGCGCCCCAGUCCGGCCCCGACCCCGCCCCGCCGCGGGCGCGGAGAGUGCGGAAUCCCCAGAACAGAGUGCAGGAGGCCACACAGGGAACAGCAGUGUCUCCAAAGCCCCCAGCAGCAGUCACAAGAGGCCUGAGAGGCAGUCGCCCAUCUCCUACGACUACUCAGAAGAGGAGCUGAUGGCCAGCAUUGAGCGGGAGUACUGCCGCUGAGGCCGGCUCCCCUGCCUGCCCGGGCUCGAGCUGAGCCACCUCCAAAAUGUAGCUGCUCCUGGAUCUUUCAAAACUGACCUUUUCAGUUAUAUUCAGACAGUGUUAUGGGUGGCUGCUGGUGACAGGCAGGCAGCCACACAGCCCCAAGACCCAGGGCAGGCCUGGGUGCUAGUUCAUAGGGGUGUGGGCCCAGGCCACCUACUCUCUAGUCUCGGGGCUGUCUGUAGGGCUCUUCUGGUUUCCACAGUGGGGAAGCCUCAUAAGGCUUGGGUGACACAAGUGAACCCCUCAAGGUGUGUAUCCGAUAGGUUCUGCUGUGGAAGGAGCACCAAGCUGUGCCCUCAGUCUCACCCCUACUCCCUAGCCCGAUGCUUCUGAAUUGUAACUGGCACGAUUGCCCCAGGGUUGUUAAAAUGCAGGUCCUACUUCUCUAGGUCCUGGGGGGGGCCCGAGGUUCUGCAUUUCUGACCAGCUGCCAGGCCAUGCCAAGCUGCUGGAGCCCCUGCUGCACUUUGAGGAGCCAGGGAUCUUGACCCCCAGCUUCAGACCUUCUCUGGCACUUCCUUUCGGCAUGGGAGGUGACUGAUUCUAAGCCUGAGCUGGGCGAUACAGACCCUGGCUCUAAUCCUGGCCUUGCAAGUGGGUUGUAGAGCUUGUCACCUUCCCUCUCUAACCUUCAGUUUCCCUCUCUGGAAAAUGAGUUCUGGAGGUUCUUUGAGGCCCUCCACAGUUCUAACAAUAAUCUGAGGUUACACAAGUUCAGGCUGUCACUGUUGUUCCCCAAUGGCCCUGAGGCACAGCAGGUCGUGAGCACCCAGGCCCCACAUGGAAGGGCCUUUCUGCCACCUGCUCUCUACUUCUCCUUCCAGCAGCCAGCCUGACUAGGGCUGUGGGACUUCUUAAUUCUCUUCCUGCUGGGUGGGGUUGGAAGAGCCCUAGAAUGUUCACAGUUGACAGAGGAAAAAACUGAGUUGCCCAGGGAGCCCUUGAAUGCAAGGCAGAGCCCCUGCUGGAAGGGGGACUUGGCUGUGGGCAGGCAGGGAUGAGCUGGUGCUCAGCUGGAGCUUGCUCAGGGGAAACACUGGGUAGACAGGUGGUGGGGAGCACCCCACAGAAAGGCUGGGAGGCAGGCUCCUCCAGAGCAUCUGGCAAGGAUGUCAAGUCUAUAGGGGGACCAGGAAACAACAGCAGCGUUUGCUGAAGUCAGAACAGAACAGUCCCUGGCUUAUCUUGCAUUUACCUGCCAAGGUUUCCUGAGAAGAACUCCAGCUCACAUGUCCUCAGAACACCGCAUCUUAGGAACCAGGGGACAACUGUCCCCAGACACACAGGCCUGCUGAAUCAUCCACGAGCUUUCUCAUGAACUUUUAAUUGACAGGUGUGCCUUAGGCCAGCUGUUUGCAGCUGGAAGACUUUUACUGCAUGUUAAGAGUGUGAAUAGCCCCCCUGAGGGGCUGGCACAGAACCUCCCCAAAGGAGGGGUCUGGGGGGACUGUUUCUCAUCUCAGCCCAAACCUUUCCUUUUGAUAUAAAGACGAAAGUCAAUACUAUUUUAAUAAUAAUAUAAACACUUCUUUUAAAGUAAGAGUUAAAUUUUUAUUUAUUGCUUACCACCUGAUGGAUCCGGCUUUGAAUUUAAUGAUGUAAAUGUUUAUAAUUUUAUGUCAUUAUUUUGUUAAAAUGGAAAUGUUCAGCUAGUUUCCAAGAAAGAGAUGAUACCUCUCCAUUUUCCAGUGGGAAACCCAUAAAGCCCUUAAUGAGAGCGAAGUGUUAGGAAUAAAGUGAUCCUGAGUAUUAUAGGCCACGACUCUAUGUCAACGUCAAAGUGAAAGCACUUCGUCAAAACUAAGAAGUCACAGCAGUUUUUCUCAGGUCUUUUUAUUUCUUGAGUGCAAGAAAAGUAUCAUCUGAACAGGAGCUGCCAAAUGAAGUGCUGGGUCCCAGUCCUGGGAGAUGGAGGGACUGGGCCUGGAGGCAGCAGGGAUGGGCGCCAUGCAGCCCAGGAGACAUACUUGAGGUUCCUUAAGACUUUCCAGACAAUAACAUACAUCAUUUUCAACUUUGAGAUGCUUUUCUUUCUGCCUCUGUUUCAGCCAAUUCCUACACUUGAGUGAGCAGAUCCCACACUCGGCUCUAGGGCAGGCUGCUUAGCCUCGGAGGCUAUGUCAGGCACAGUGGAGAUGACUGCUCGGCACCCAGCAGACCAGUGGUUCUCAACCUUACUAAUGCCGCGGCCCUUUAAUACAGUUCCUGUGGGUUGCGACCCACAGGUUGAGAACCGCUGCAGUAGGUGCUCAGCACAGAUUUUAAUCAUGUAGGGUCGCCCUUUGAUAAAGAAGAUGAUUCCAGUCUCAGAGAAGGGACACCUGCUCACGGGGCACACAACUUGCCUGCAGUCUGAAGGUGUCCCAUCCCACCAGCCUGUGUUCCCUGCGGGGUCUCCAGGAUUCUCUGCUGUCACUGUCUCUUCAGUACUCUGUCCUGCCAACUCCCUACACCACAGCCCAAACCUGGAAACUCAAGGCAGCAAAAGGGCUGCCCCAGGGGCCACCCCACUUACUGCCUAUCUCUCAGGGUCACUCUUUCAUUCCUAAUGUCAAAAAGAGAACUCUUUUCAUGUCUUUCAUCAGGGUUCUUCUCUCCCCUCUCACUAUCUGAGUGUGUCAAUCCCAUCCCCAUUACUCCAUCUGGGGCAGAAGUGGGGUCAUGUUAUUACCAUUACCUCGGUGUUCAGCCUAUCAGAAGCUGGGCAGGGGCAGCCCCUUGAGUGGACUUCUCUGCAGCGAAGCACUGCCCUGGCUCUCUGGAAGGCAUCCAGAAACACAGGAAUAUUCUAAGGCCAUUCUGAUAAUGUCUGCCCCCAAUGGCUGCCCUGCAGAGCCCUGGUUCCUUUUAAUGGAAAAUAAUUAAGACUUCUACAUCCAGAAUAAAGUGCCCAACACUGAGGUAGGCAUGGUACCUGCUGUCUCUCCUCAGUCCUAAUUUUGUAAACAAUAAACUAAAGCCUAGAAAGGCAAAAUCCCUUUCUCAGCAACUGACAAUGAGGCACAUGGUGUCCGCACCAGACCUCUCAUUCCAAAGCAACACUCUGUGGAGGUGGCCUCUGCGUAGGAGGAAGAUUGCUGUCCGUCCACGCUGGCACUGCCCGUGGCCUGGCUCUGUGGCAUGUGUGUGCUGGAGGACCAGGGCUGCCUCAUCGCUACCUUCUCCUCUUUCACAUCCAGACAUCAUAGCCUCUGCCGCUCACAAUCGAUUUCUUAUCAUCCUUCCUUCAUGCUCUCUUGGACUUUCAUCUCCUGACCUGCCCAGCCUCACCCCUCCAGCUCUUACAGCCAGAGCAGUAUGACCAACACAUGCUUUCCAUGUGUUGAACACACAGAUAGCAUGCCUCCUGAGCCUCCCAAGGUGCUGGGCCGUGGAGACACAGACAAGCCCCGGGGAAGGGCUCCCAUCCUGUCCUCAUGGAACUUCAGUCUAUGAGACACAAAGGCACACAGACAGGGGCGAUCACCUGUGCCAGCUGCCGUGAAAGGUGUCUGGGCUGUCUGGCAGGAGAGGUGGCCAGAUGCUGGGAAUUCUGGAAAAAGGGAAGAGGGGCAAAGGCCCAAGGCUUAAAUGGCACAGGUCCACAUCCCUCCCCAAGUUCCCACAGGCAUUCAGGUGAGUGUGGUGGGGGUGGGGGCUGCUUCCUCUCUCCUGCCCUGGGGGACUCUCAGUUUAACUCAGUGGCCCUUCAGGAGAGACUGUCCCCAGCCCGCCCCUCUCCACCUCCCUGGGUCUGCACCUGGUGUCUAUGUUGACAUCUUUGUUCUGCAGGUGCUGCUGUUCUAGUCCUAGGUUUUGAAAACUCUCCCUUGACCUUCAAGGCACAGUCAUCCGCAGACUUUUCUGGUGACACGGGCAGAACUAGCCACUCACCAUUUGGUGCUGCCCGGCCCCGCUCCCAUGUCUGCUGUCCUGUCCUGACUCUGGAUAGUCAUCGUGUGUUUUCAUCAUCUGCCUCCCCACAUGGUUAUGAGCUCUUUGGGGGCAAGUACUGGGACAGUUCAUCUUUGGAUUUCAUUAAAUGCUUGUUGGAUGGGUGGCUGGCUGGGUGGAUGUGAUAUGCUCCCUGUGGUGGAGGAGCUGACAUACAUCUUAGCAGAUAAAUGAGAUUUGCAAUAAACUAAGCU
Molecule: messenger RNA, 4759 nt
Organism: Nycticebus coucang (slow loris)
Lineage: Eukaryota; Metazoa; Chordata; Mammalia; Primates; Lorisidae
Gene: CYS1
Product: cystin 1
Exons: 3
Coding region: 105-587 (160 amino acids)
Source: RefSeq, a predicted model, not a curated record